This is a messenger RNA of Labrus bergylta (ballan wrasse), 2556 nucleotides long. Its product is annotated as extracellular calcium-sensing receptor-like. Gene Ontology annotation, biological process: G protein-coupled receptor signaling pathway. NCBI's taxonomy places the organism in Eukaryota, Metazoa, Chordata, Actinopteri, Labriformes, Labridae. Gene Ontology annotation, molecular function: G protein-coupled receptor activity. Gene Ontology annotation, cellular component: plasma membrane. The record is from RefSeq and is a predicted model, not a curated record.
AAGGGUUGGGCACUGUUACUGUUGUCGUGGGUUGUAUAUAUCUCUCAGGCUGAGGAGUCAGUGUGCAGUCGGAGGGGUGAUCUGGAAUUCCCCCAGCUGUCCAUGGAUGGGGACAUUAUGUUGGGGGGAAUCUUCUCUUUCCACAGUCGCUGGAAAGAAGGACAGCAUACCUACUGGCACAAACCAUUGCCACUUCAGUGCAUAAGCUUGAAUUUCAGGGGCUUCCAGUAUACACAGGCUAUGCGUUUUGCCAUAGAGGAGAUUAACAACAGCACAGACCUACUCCCUGGACUCACUCUGGGCUAUAAGAUCUAUGAUUCAUGUGGGUCCAUUGCUCGAGCUGUGAAAGUAGCUCUGGCCUUGGUCAAUGGUAAUAAAUUGGUAUCUGCAGCUGCUGAGGAACCAUGCACAAGGCCUGCUCAAGUGCAGGCCAUCAUGGGAGAGACCUUCUCUUCUCCUUGCAUGGCUAUAGCUACUGUCAUUGGACCCUUUCAUAUCCCACUGAUCAGCCAUGCAGCUACUUGUGCUUGUCUAAGUGAUAAAACCAAGUACCCGUCAUUCCUCAGAACAAUACCAAGCGACUACUACCAGAGCAGGGCCUUGGCCCAGUUGGUAAAGCACUUUGGUUGGACUUGGGUUGGUGCUAUAAGAACAAAUGAUGAUUAUGGCAAUAAUGGCAUGGCCACUUUUACAGCAACAGCCCGGCAGCUGGGCAUUUGUCUGGAGUACUCAGUGUCAAUCUUUAGAACCGAUCCCCCGGACAAAAUACAAAAGAUAAUUGACAUUAUCAAAGCUGCCACUUCCAAAGUGAUUGUUGCUUUCCUCUCUGCCACAGAUAUGCUUAUGCUAACACACAAGUUGUCUGAACACAACUUGACUGGGUACCAAUGGGUAGGCAGUGAGGGCUGGAUCUUUGACUCCCAAAUUGCAGCCACAGGCGGGCAUCACAUUCUGGAUGGUGCUGUAGGCUUGUCAAUCCCUAAAGCACAUGUGAGUGGUAUGAGAGAGUUCAUGUUGGAUGUGAAGCCGCUUAAUUCAUCAAGUAAUCAAAUGUUUAGAGUAUUUUGGGAGACAUUAUUUAACUGUAAGUUCAAGAAAACAGCAGAAACGCAGGGAGAAUGUACUGGGCAGGAAAGUCUAACUGGAGUGCAAAACAGCUUCACUGAUAUGUCUCUAAUGCCUAUCUUCAACAAUGUUUAUAAAGGAGUGUAUUCUGUGGCCCAUGCACUUCAUAAGAUUCUCAACUGCAAUAACACAUGCAACAACAAAGCACAGCUAGAUCCAUUUAUGAUUUUACAGCACGUACAAGCAAUUCAGUUCAAAACAAAGGAAGGAGAUGAGGUUUACUUUAAUGAAAAUGGAGACCCACCAGCAAAGUAUGAAGUUAUUAACUGGCAGCCAAAAGAAAAUGGCUUUGUGGACUUUGUCACCGUUGGUCUAUAUGAUGCAUCUUUACCUGCAGAGAAACAGCUCAUUCUGCAAAACACGUCCUUAAUUUGGGCACAAAAAUCACAAAAGGUGCCUCGAUCAGUUUGCAGUGAAAAAUGCUCCCCAGGAACUCGCAAGGUUCUCCAGAAAGGGAAGCCAGUCUGCUGUUAUGACUGUUUAAGGUGUGCAGAGGGAGAAAUAAGCAACACUGCAGAUUCAAUUACCUGUGAACAAUGCGAGUCUGACUACUGGUCAAAUGAGAGAAGAGAUGCUUGUGUAAAGAAGGAGGCAGAGUUUCUAUCAUUUAAAGAGAUUUUGGGAGCACUCCUCACUUCAGCCUCGCUUUCAGGAACACUCAUGACUGCUGUUGUGGCUUUCAUUUUCUUCAGGCACCGACACACCCCCAUAGUGAGGGCCAACAACUCAGAGCUGAGCUUCCUGCUGCUCUUCUCCUUGACUCUGUGCUUCCUGUGUUCUCUGACCUUCAUCGGGCGGCCCUCUGAGUGGUCCUGCAUGCUGCGACACACAGCAUUCGGAAUCACAUUUGUCCUCUGUAUCUCAUGUGUUCUUGGGAAAACUAUAGUUGUGUUGAUGGCCUUCAGGGCGACACUUCCAGGCAGUAAUAUGAUGAAAUGGUUUGGGCCUGCACAGCAGAGACUCAGUGUUCUCGGCUUUACUCUCAUACAAAUACUCAUAUGCAUCCUCUGGUUGACAAUUUCUCCCCCUUUCCCCUUUAAGAAUAUAAGGGAGUUCAAGAACAAAAUCAUAUUAGAGUGUGCUUUUGGCUCAGCUGUGGGCUUUUGGGCUGUGCUUGGGUAUAUAGGACUUCUGGCCAUGUUAUGUUUUGUCCUUGCUUUUCUGGCGCGAAAGCUGCCUGAUAAUUUCAAUGAAGCUAAAUUCAUCACAUUCAGCAUGCUGAUAUUCUGCGCAGUCUGGAUCACUUUUAUCCCAGCAUAUGUCAGCUCUCCUGGAAAGUUCAGUGUUGCUGUGGAGAUUUUUGCUAUUCUGGCCUCCAGCUUUGGAUUGCUGAUUUGUAUUUUCAUUCCAAAAUGUUAUGUUAUCUUACUUAAACCAGAGAGGAAUACAAAGAGGAAUCUAAUGGGGAAGGGGGCACCAAAGUCAUUUUGA